AUGAAACGUCUUAUCAUCCUUUUCGACAUAUUCAUUUCCUUCUCGACAGCCCAGAGAAUCGACUUUGAACCGUCUAAAUUCGAAAGAGGAGUCUUGGAAGUGGAAGAUGCAUUGAAUACGUACACUGACUUGAGCCAGGCCGACAUUGCGUUUAUGCUUUCGAAACAGUUCAAUUACACGAAUUUCCUCGCCAACCACAUCGUCGAUGGUUUUUUCAUCAACUUCAAGGAGAAAUGGCAGAUGAAAAUGGUUUUGAAAAAGAAAGCUGAUAAAGGCAAAAUUAAGCACUUCACUGGGAAGGGGUUUGAUGCAAACGGCGAACAUUUUGAUGUUACCAACGGAACUAUCAUGGAGUCAGGACACUGGACGUUCAUCAAGAGCUACAACGGAAGAGGGCCAGAAGGAUGGGUUCACGAGUGGCGCUACGCCGGGCAGAUGAACGGUAAAAUUUGGCACGGCGGUUUCCAAAAAGUGGAAAAAGCCUUCGACGAGAUGUUUAUCGCGCAAACCUUUUUCUACGAAAACUCAACGGCUUUCGAUUACCCGCCAAAAGUGCAACCUCACAAAUUAUCAGCCACAACUGUCUCAAGACCAUUUAACUUGUGCAAGGAGAAAAUAAGUGAGUACAGUCAGGGAGUUCUUUCCGAUAUAAGUUCCGCAAGAGAAAAGAGACGAGUCCAAAAUUGGUCCAGCAAAUUGACGGGAAUCAUGGAGAACAUGUUUGAUGGUGUCAAUUCUAAUGGAUUUCACAUUGAUAUGCUUUCACAAGUUCGAAAAGGAAUGGCGAAUAGGGUUGGGGCGAAUGUCGACGAUUUGGCUCGAGUGUGCUUUCGACGGGUGGUCCAACAUAGAUUCAAGAAAAAAGGAAACGGCGGAAAACACUUGAUAACAAGAGCACGAAGACUGCUGAAGCAACUCUGUUCAAAAACAGCUUCCAAUGGAGCGCCUGAGUGUAAAAGACUGUAA
This is a messenger RNA of Oikopleura dioica, 966 nucleotides long. The record is from the annotation of a GenBank genome assembly. NCBI's taxonomy places the organism in Eukaryota, Metazoa, Chordata, Appendicularia, Copelata, Oikopleuridae.